AUGGGGCGGCUGUUCUUGUUGACCUCAAUGCUGACAGUGGAGGUGACCACCUGGCUCAUCAUGAUUAUAGCCACUGACAGCUCAGAAGCAAGUAACUGCUCUGACUGUCACAGCAACGCCACCUGCGUGUUGGACGGGGUGGCCACGACGUGCUCCUGCCAGGCGGGCUUCACCGGCAAUGGCUUCCUGUGCGUGGACCUGGACGAGUGCGUCACACCGGAGGCCAACAACUGCUCGGCCCUCAGCAGCUGCGUGAAUACGCCGGGCUCCUACGCCUGCGUCUGUCCCGCCGGCUACCGCCUGACCCCCGGGCGCGGCUGCGUCGACGUGGACGAGUGCGCCGAGCCCGGGCUCAGCCGUUGCCACGCCCUGGCCACCUGUGUCAAUGUCGAGGGUAACUACUCGUGCGUGUGCCCCGCGGGCUACGGCGGGGAUGGGUGGCAAUGCGAGUGCGGCCCAGGCACCUGCGGGCCGGAGCUGGACUGCUUGCCAGCAGAGGGCGGCGCGCGCGUGUGCGCCGAUCCGUGCCAGGAGCACCUCACCCUGGACGAGUACUGGCGCAGCGCCGAGUACUGGGCGGGCUACACCUGCGACUUGGGCCUGAGCGGCUGGUACCGCUUCGUGGGCCAGGGCGGCGUGCGCCUGCCCGAGACCUGCGUGCCCGUGCUGCGCUGCAACACAGCCGCGCCCAUGUGGCUCAAUGGCACGCACCCGUCCAGCGACGAGGGCAUCGUGAACCGCACGGCCUGCGCACACUGGAGCGGCCACUGCUGCCUGUGGGACGCCCCAGUCCAGGUGAAGGCCUGCACCGGCGGCUACUACGUCUACAACCUAUCGCCUCCCCCCGAGUGCCAUCUGGCCUACUGCACAGACCCCAGGUCCGUGGAGGGGACGUGUGAGGAGUGCAGCAUAGAAGAGGACUGCAUAUCGGAUAAUGGCAGAUGGUACUGCCAGUGUAAACAGGACUUCAACAUCUCAGAUAUCUCCCAUCUGGAACCCAGGCUGCAGUGUGGGGCCAAUGACAUCAAGGUGUCCCUGGGAAAGUGCCAGCUGGAGAGCCUGGGCUUUGAGAAGAUCUACAUGUACCUACAGGACAAUCAGUGCUUGGGCUUCAACGAGAGGAGUGACAGAGACUGGGUGUCUGUAGUGACCCCAACCCAGGAUGGUCCCUGUGGGACUGUGAUGACGAGGAAUGAAACCCACGCCACAUACAGCAACACCCUCUACCUGGCAGACGAGAUCAUCAUCCGCGACCUCAACAUCAAGAUCAACUUUGCGUGCUCCUACCCCCUGGACAUGAAAGUCAGCCUGCAGACCUCCCUGCAGCCAAUGGUCAGUUCCCUGAACAUCAGCGUGGGCGGGACAGGCAUGUUCAUCGUGCGGAUGGCCCUCUUCCAGACCCCUGCCUACACACUGCCCUACCAAGGCUCUACUGUGGCGCUGUCCACAGAGGCCUUUCUCUAUGUGGGCACCAUACUGGAUGGGGGCGACUUGUCCCGCUUUGCACUGCUGAUGACCAACUGCUAUGCCACGCCCAGCAGCAACUCCACAGACCCCGUGAAGUACUUCAUUAUCCGGGACAGUUGUCCACGCACCCAGGACUCAACCAUCCAAGUGGUGGAGAACGGCGAGUCCCCUCAGGGCCGGUUUUCCGUCCAGAUGUUCCGAUUUGCUGGAAACUAUGACCUGGUCUACCUGCACUGUGAAGUGUACCUCUGUGACACCGUGAAUGAGAAGUGCAAGCCGACCUGCUCCGGGACCAGAUUUCACAGUGGGGGCCCCAUAGACCAAACCCGUGUCCUGAACUUGGGCCCCAUCACUCGGAAAAAUGUCCAGGCCAUAGUGUCCAGGGCUGCUCCCGGCUGCUCAGGGCUCCUGAAGACCUGGUUGCUUCUGUUUCUGUCGGCCACUUUGACCCUGAUGUCUCAAUGA
Messenger RNA from Loxodonta africana (African savanna elephant), 1932 nucleotides. RefSeq names its product uromodulin (gene UMOD). The transcript has 10 exons. Gene Ontology annotation, molecular function: calcium ion binding. Gene Ontology annotation, cellular component: apical plasma membrane; cell surface. Gene Ontology annotation, biological process: neutrophil migration. The record is from RefSeq and is a predicted model, not a curated record. Lineage: Eukaryota; Metazoa; Chordata; Mammalia; Proboscidea; Elephantidae. Bases 1 to 1932 code for a protein of 643 amino acids.